GGAUAGCCCAAUUGGUUUUGACGUUCCAGUAUUUUUUUUCUUGGUGUUAUAAAAUUUUUCCAGUGUUGUUGACCCUAUGCACAGUUUCAGCAUAAUGUUCCUUAAUAUUACUUAAGAUAAAAUAUUGGACUUAAAAGGUUUGUAAAUCUGUGUAUUCUGUUGUUCUGAUUUUUUUAACACACCAUUUCAAGUUUUUACCAUCUUUCAAACUCAUAACAAAUGCUGUAUUAUGUGUGCUUAUAUAACAUUUGUUUCAUAAUCCAGUUGUCUUCCAAGUUUUUGAUUAUUUUCAAGUAGAAAACAUAUGUAAAUAAGAUAUUUUGACAAUGACAUAAAAAAGCCAAAAUUAUCACAAUAAUCUCAAAUUAUGCUUCUAUAAAACAUUUGGUACUUAACUUUGGGAUGGUUUCAAGGACUCUUGUUGGGAUAGCAUAGCUAAAACAUGAGGUAAUUGUUAAAAAGGAAUGAAUAAAAAUUGUACAAGCAACUAAAAAGGAUGACUGAGAUGUUGAAAGUUGUGAGUGGAUGGUGGGUGCAAUGUUUUCUAUGCAUUUUACUCAUCUGUGUCUGUUAUUCCUGAGGCACUGUGAGCUUGAGUCCCAUGUGCAGGAACGGAGUAUAAAAUGGAAAGGACAUGGAAAUGGAUGCUUGCGCAGUAGUUUGCCCCUGGAGAAGAAAACAUGUGAGGAUAGGGGAGGGGUGACUACAUCAUUGAUCAGACUGAAAGCUUUAAAUUAGAGGAAGCAAUGUAGUGGACAAAAUACUAAAAGCAGUGUUUAUAUUCUAUCCAGCACAGAGAGAUGGGAUAAUUUGUUCUUUACAUUAAGCUAGUCAGACACAUGCGAUUGAUGGGAUGUGCUUGAAAUACAUUAAACAACAUCCAGCUCGGUCCUGCAGAAAUGAUGUUCCUUCUGCAUGUACCCUCAGUUUGAGGAGCUUCCUCUGUAGUCAUGAAGUGCUGGAACUUUUGAGCCUUGCCCUGGUGUCCUGCAUGGUAACUAAGCCACUGAACGUUUUACAGACAAUCUGUUGGAUGUCUGGGUACAGAAGAGGACUAAUGAGCCUGGGGCCUUUAGAGAAAAAACACUGUGCCCUUUGAGAGUUCAGGAAUAUAAGAGGUAAUUCAGAAUUUCUCAGAAUAUCACAUAGACAAUCCACUUGGAGGAAGGUCAUGCCACACACACUUUUCCAUAUCAACAGAUGAACAGACCCUCUUAGCAAUGAUUAAACCGGAUAUUUCAUUUCACCAAAAACAGUUUGGUGAUAUAAUUUGACAGAACUGCAAUACUCUGGAUUCCUGUCUCAAGUGCUCCUCAUCUGCACAGAGGCAUGUAUAAAGAAGUUAUUUCACAUCAGAAAUUAGUCCCAUACAUAAUGAGAAUAUUUGGGGGACUGCAGCAGCUCUAAUAUCCUCUCAUGAAUAAUACUGUAAUUACAAAGAAGGGCACAAGGUUCCUCAGAUCCCAACAAAGACCAUAUCAGGAGAUUCCUUCAUGAAAAAGGGCCUCGCUUUACAAACCCCUAUUUAAAGAAAAAUGAUAAAUAGAUAAUAACAAGGAAUUUAACAACCUUUGAUCCAGAUGAGUUCUGGAUGAGAGAAAAUAUUGUUGAAGAAUUCUUCAGACCUGGUGUGGUAGGAGGAGUUUUGAUCAGAUCCUUUCACCCAUAUGUCCAGGUUUGCACUGGGCAACGAAGGCCAGCUGGCCCAGUCUAUCAAGCAUUCAUCUGAAUACAUUCCUCUGGCAAAGCCAUUACGUAAAGCUUGAACGUAUUAUCGGCUGUGUUAUCUCACGCACCCAUCAGUGAGUGGGCCAUUACUUGCAAAUUGGUCAUUAGGUCUCAGUAUAAUAGUGACAACAGCCUCAUAAUGGCUUAUUAGUCACACUUUAUUGCUUUAUAUUAUCACUGCAAUUUCAUUUGUAUUUUUAGACAUGGGAAAUUUCCAAGCAACAGUUCAGAAAGCUGUCAAUCAACUCACAGUUCUCGAUAACUGAUGGCACAUACAGUAACCUUCUAUAUUUGGCCACCUCUUCAUUCCUUAUUUCAUAGUCCUCUGCAAAUUUAUUAUUUUACCUUUUCUGGACUGUUCAUUUCUGCCCUCUUACACGCUUCUUUCAUCUCCCUCCAUUUUUCCUUACAGACUUUACUCUGCGUGCAGUUUAUUUGACCAAGGCUGACCUCUGCAACUCAUGACUGUUUCUCAAAUUGUCAUCUCAUUCCUAUCAACUUUCCAUAUUUUGCAGGCAUUUAUUUAGAAGAAAGGAAAAUAAACUUAAAGUUUAUUGAGAUUGAAGCCGAGUGUGUUGUGAGGAGGAAGAAGAAGAAGAAAAAAAAAAGAAUGUCUGGAUGCAUGAGAGAAAGCUACAGAAAGGGGAACAAGAACAAGGGAAAACAGGAAUGUAGGGGGUUAAGCAUGGGAUGAGAGUGAUUAUGAGUGCAGAGGUGAAUGAAUAAGAUUGGUGGGAUAGAGAGGAAAACUGUCAAAUUAACCUUGAGAAAGUUUGAAAAAGAAAAUAAACCAGACUGGGCUUGCGUCAGAAAGAAUGGGAAGCUUUGGGAGACGGACAAACAGACAGGCUGAAGAGUUAUUAAAAAUUUUGAGAAAGGACCAAAACAAAACAAUAUUCACAUGGCAGCAUGAUUGGCACAGUAUCUGCCCUUCAAAACUUUCAGUCAAAUUUCAUCAAGUUGGUCAAGAAAAUCUAUUUGCAGUAUGAUGUGAAACAGUUGCUGAUGCUCCAAAAACAAAGACUGCCUGUGAUGAAACCUUGUACCAACAUUUAUUUUUAUGAAAAGGCCCAAGGCUUUUGGAUUCUCAUCAGCACAAUAAGGAAAACACUAAGUACAACAUUUUUCAGCUAAUAAAUAAAUUCAGUUACGGGAAUUUUGAAAAUGAUAGCAAACAUGAUGCUGCAGCUGUGAUAAAUCUGAACAAGUAAACUGUUUGUUAUUUGAAUAAAGAAUUAAAUAAAUAAACAGAUAAACCUGCACAUGACCAAACCUGAGCAUAAACAGUCUUAUGACUGUGCAGCAGUUUGACUCCUGAUGGCCAUUCGCUAUUGGGUAUUGUUUUAGAUAAAUCUUAAACAUUGAAUGUUACUGGCUUUCCACCAAUAAGUCCUUUCUUGUCUUUCAGGAAUGGAAAGCAUCAGUGUGGAAACAGACUGGGAUGGGUUAGGACUCUCCUCACUGGGAACCACAGGACGAAACAACUUCUCUUCCUUGUUUGUGUCUCAACUUAACUCAUUUAACACUUCUCAGAGUGGGGGACCCCUCUUUGGGAUCUUUCCUGAGAAUGGCUCAAACUCCACACCUCACACCCUGCCCCAGCCCAGAAUGAGGGACACAGGUCUCGCCCGAGCUGAGAUAGCAGUUCUUGGGGUGGUGCUGGCUGUUACCACCCUGGGGAACAGCUUUGUGUUGUGGGUGCUGUUGAGGAGGAGGAAACACAAUGCACCGAUGCACUUGUUCAUGGUCAACCUGUGUGUGGCUGACCUGGUGGUGGCGCUCUUUCAGGUUCUUCCUCAGCUUAUAUGGGAUAUAACAGAGAGGUUUCAGGGGCCCGACUUACUCUGCCGGUCCAUCAAGUACUUGCAGAUUGUGGGAAUGUUUGCUUCCUCCUAUAUGAUAGUUGCCAUGACAGUCGACCGACACCAUGCCAUCUGCUGCCCAUUGCAGGCCUACCGUGUUGGGGCUAUGUCCCACUGGAACACCCCUGUUAUAGUGGCUUGGGGCCUGGCGCUUGUCCUCAGCAUACCACAGGUGUUCAUAUUCUCUCGUUCAGAAGUGGCUCCUGGAGAGUUCGAAUGCUGGGGUCACUUUACUGAGCCAUGGGGGCUGAAGGCCUACGUCACCUGGAUGACCGUGGCAGUGUUCCUGCUGCCUGCCUUCAUCAUUACCAUCUGCCAGAUAAGAAUCUUCCGAGAGAUUCACAAUAACAUCUACCUGAAGUCAGAGAGGAUGGGGAUGACUGAGUUGAAGAAGAAUGACAUCCUCUUUCGUUUUCACAGCUUUAAGAAGGAGGAUGAGCGGGCCAGGGAAAGGGGGAGACAGGCGUCUGGAGGGGGAGGGAGGGAGGGGAGGGGAGGACUGCUCUUAAAGGGGGCAAGUAAUAACCCUCACAAUAACACCCAUAACAGCCAGAUGGGAGAUUGUUAUGACUAUGUACCCUCUGCUAUUCAGUAUAGCAACUGCCAUGGGGAACACAUGACAACAACAACAUCAACAUCAACAACAUCACCAACAGAUCCACCAGCGCUGAACGGCACAGAUUUCCAGGAGUCCUGCAACAACUCACCUCGCUGCUCCCUUGACUAUGUCCCCCCUUUCCAUCCAGCCACUCCACCUCCAAGUAUUACUAAAGCCAUGUCCAAGACUGUGAGAAUGACUCUGGUCAUAGUGUUGGUCUAUACUAUCUGCUGGUCACCGUUUUUCAUCGUCCAGCUGUGGGCAGCCUGGGAUCCCAAUCCCCCGGAUCAAGGAGUGGCCUUCACUAUCCUGAUGCUGCUGGCCAGUUUGAACUCGUGUACUAACCCAUGGAUCUACACAGCUUUCUCCAGCAGUGUGUCCAGAGAGCUUCAAAACCUUCUGCACUGUGGGUCGCGACUUGGCCGACGGGGAUCCCUGCCUGAUGACUCUACCACCACACACACCUCCACCAUCAAGGACAACCUGUACUGACAGGGGCAGAUGAGAUGGAAACAUUCACUGAGACAUGUUUGAAAAUACAUGCAUGGGUGCACAUGAACGUGCUGCAAGGACAUGCUGCUCCACAAAAAGCGCUGCUGCCACUGACACCAUCUGUAGCAUUACAGCUCGAAAACAGCCUGACCUCUAACAGAUGUUUGCAGCGACAAAUGACAGCUGUACUGUCAGCAGGACAUCUAUCUGUAAUCACCUGUCUGCUCUUAUCCAGCAGUAAGGAAGAGUGUCAUUGGAAAUGUCAACAAGAUGUGCAGUUGAGUCUUUCAGUGCAUCUGCAAUGCAAAGUGACCUGGAAAGCAGAGAGAUUUUCACCUCAGCAGAUUGUAAGCUGGAUCUUGUGCUGUGAUUCAUAUGACAGAAGAAAAAACACAAAGAAAAAAACUCUAGCUUUCAGACAGAAAUGAAUGCAAAGGGUGGGUUUCUGCAUUAAUAGCCUCAUGGCAUGCCUAAUGUACAAAACAGCAGACAGAGCUAUGGGUGCAAAGAAAACGAAGCAGCAAGCAAGAAAGAAUGAGGCAGUGGUUGGGCUGAAAACAGACAGGGAAUGUCACAAAUAUUACAGCUAAAGGAGUGUUCCUGAGAAAGCCUUGGUGGAAAUCUAAUAAUGUGAAAAAACUUUGUCAUAUUAAAGAAGGUGGAUUAGAAACAGAUGCUUCAGGGCGAUUUCAUAUUCAGUUCAGUCAUAAAAAUUUGCCAGAAGGAUGGACAGAGAAUCACUCUUGAUGCUGCAGUGGAGUUGGGACAAAGCCCUGCAAGGACCUGGAAUACUGCAGAUUAAUACACAGGAAAAAAAACCACACUCAGGAACAAACAGGAGUGAGGAAGUAUAUAAACAAUGUAAAUGGACAAAUGAGUUCAAUUCCGUGACUGCAUUUCAUAUGAACAUGAGGUAUACUAAAUGACCUUUCCUGUCAUGCACUGCUGGAACUGUGAAACUCAAACACAAUGUUAAAGACACAGGAAGCAAAAAACAUUCAGCCACAUUCCAUGUGCAGUGAAAAUAAUGUAAAGUAUAUUUAUUAAAUAUGUAAGGCACAUCAGAUAUUGUAUUUCUGUAAAAGCUAAAUGUAAAACAAAGUGUAAUGGUCAAAAGUGUGUUUGAGAAAAUGGGGUGUCAAACCAAAGAUUUUCUAAAACUUAACAGUCUACAUGUCUUAACAGUAACAAAGCUUCAAUAAGUAGCUUCAACAAAUAGCAAACAUAUUAAGUGUAAAAAGAAAAUACAGCACCUGAGUUAAGCUGUGUAUUUGCUUAGGAGUAAAAAAAAAACCUUCAUAUUAACAAUGAAAAUAUUCCAAGUCAAAACAAAGUGCCUGUGAUGUCAGUUAGAUUUGUUUAAAGGGGCCUCCCUCAUCAGGUUAAUCUUCAAAUGAUGUCAGACAUGUUAUUCUUAGACAGAGCUAACAUCAGAGCAGGGAUCAUAAGAUAUGUUAUAUCACGCCAUGAGCCAAUUGUUAUUUUUAUCCAUCUAUUUAUUGUUGUACAGGCGAAAAGAAAUACAUAUACUUCAGCUCCUGUUACUACCUUUCUGGUACAGUUUUUACAUGGGAUCAUUAUGUAUGUAAAGAAUAAUGUAGUAUGCCCCUAAACUGCAUGAAAAAUGUAAUGUAAAAAAAAAAAAAUUAACUACAUAGUCUACCAUACAUACAGUAGAUACAAUAACUGUGUGUAUUGUAUCUGGUCAAGCUACCCAUUUCAGAUGAGAUGUUCCUGAAAAUGUGUGCUUUGUUUAAUCCCCUUCUCACUGAGCCAGUUUAGCACACCAUUUUCCCCAUCAGAGAACAGUAUUAUGUGAGUCUGAAGGACAAUACUGGGAUGCUUUCAAGGUGUCACAGGAGUAUGCGUCUGGGUCAAAGGAGAGGCCUCACCUUUUCCUCUGGGCGCCCAUGGUGUUUGGGCGUCCAGCACGCCACUGUGCAUUUGCUCCCCCGACGCAACCCCCCCACUUUGAUUCUCUGCCAAACGAAAGGCCCCAGCAACAACAUCCCCUGUCUCACUUUGUUAUAUCAGGAAAUGGAUGAACUUCUCCUAAACCUUUGGAGUAUUCAUGUAUUUUUCCUUUCCCUGUCAGGAAGUUGAGAGGUCAGAGGAUGAUUCUUCUGCAGAGAAAGGACUUUCAGGUUCAUCCAGCUUUUCAGAUCAAUGGAUGAGGCUGAAUGUGCCUGAACUGUGCAUUAUACUUUCUAUGUGGCCAUUAGAGAGCAAUAAAAACAGCAUAAUGAUGAAUAAUGAUUGAGAAUUCUCUGACACAAACAUCUCUAAAGACCCACAAAAGAUGGAGCCACCAUUGUUGAGCAUUUUCAUUCAAAUCUACUUUGUAUGCUGUGGGUAGAGGAUCUCACAGGUUUUGUUAUAAGUGCAACUGCAAUCAUUCCCCCCUUGACAUGGACUAUGAUAGAUGUCUCAUUGGGCAGGUCACAGUUUUUCUGUAAUUAUGUUUGACAGAUUGGGCGUGUUUAUGGUGAAUGUCCUAAUGCCCUUGGUUUCCAUACUAAAACAUGUUCAGUGUCUACACUCAAGGUCACCUCUUCAUUACAGUAGGGCAGCAUUUCCUGCCAGGCUUGUGGAUGUGAUGGGGUAUGAAAGAAAUAAAUGACCCCACAGUUAUGUUGUAACAAGGACAGGAAAGAAAGGCAUUUUCUCACUUUAAGGUUAGCAGAGGAGUACAACUGUGGCUCUAAAAGAUGACAGAGCCCUCCAGCCUUGAGCACAGCCAGUAUAAAUCAAAUCUGGAGUCGGGGGCUUUACUAUAGCAGAUAAUGUGUCUGUAUUACUUAACUCAAGACCCCUCCACAGAGCUGAUGACUGCUAAAGCUCAUUCCAAGACGACUUGGGGGCGGCAAACUUGUACUUUAAUCUUUAGAUGAAGCAAAACAAAUACAACUGCCUUAUAAUGACAUCUAAAAAAAUUACUUUGUUUCAGCUUUUCUUUACUUUCAACCUUUAUUUUCACACUGUGUGAUUUUUGCUGUUUAUGGCCAGAAGUUCAUUACACAUGCAGCAAUUAUGGUUCAACACAAACAUCCACCCUGCGCUUUGCAGAAUACAAAUUUACUAAUUCAAGAGCUUUUUCUUCCUCUGAGAAGCAUGUUGGAUCAAGGUUAGCUUUUAUCACUCUCAGACACCUUGUUUUCAUUACUUAAAGCACGGUUGUUUUACACCUUAGCACACUCCAGCAAUUUUAUUCUUCAUGGUAAAAACAGGCAUGUGGACUUCGUCUGAUAAAACCUAUUUUAUGGGAGCUCAUUCAACAUGCUUUCACAAGAUUUAUAUGCUGAGAAAUGGCUUGUUGCAAUGUCUGCUCCUGUUUAACCUAGAGUAUUUCAUAGCUGCAGGCCAGCUUAGGUGUGUAUGUAGGUGAAAAAAAAAAAAAGCUCAGUACCAGUUGUUUCCCUUGUGUGAAAUUAGGGGUGUCUAUGACA
Messenger RNA from Melanotaenia boesemani (Boeseman's rainbowfish), 8126 nucleotides. Its product is annotated as vasopressin V2 receptor-like. Bases 3139 to 4680 code for a protein of 513 amino acids. Gene Ontology annotation, cellular component: membrane. The record is from RefSeq and is a predicted model, not a curated record. The transcript is spliced from 5 exons. NCBI's taxonomy places the organism in Eukaryota, Metazoa, Chordata, Actinopteri, Atheriniformes, Melanotaeniidae. Gene Ontology annotation, biological process: G protein-coupled receptor signaling pathway; positive regulation of vasoconstriction; regulation of systemic arterial blood pressure by vasopressin. Gene Ontology annotation, molecular function: peptide binding; vasopressin receptor activity.